This is a messenger RNA of Astyanax mexicanus (Mexican tetra), 2722 nucleotides long. RefSeq names its product DEAD (Asp-Glu-Ala-Asp) box polypeptide 31 (gene ddx31). NCBI's taxonomy places the organism in Eukaryota, Metazoa, Chordata, Actinopteri, Characiformes, Acestrorhamphidae. The record is from RefSeq and is a predicted model, not a curated record. Gene Ontology annotation, molecular function: ATP binding; RNA helicase activity; nucleic acid binding. Gene Ontology annotation, biological process: ribosome biogenesis. Gene Ontology annotation, cellular component: nucleus. The transcript is spliced from 21 exons. Bases 125 to 2308 code for a protein of 727 amino acids.
AUUUUGACGUGUACCCAACCCGGAAUCGCUGUGCUGUUUUCGGUAGGAGAGAAACACGUGGGGAAGUGGGGAUCUGAUGUGGUGGAUUUCUGGCUGAUUACGUUGCAGUGUCUGGUUCAUCACCAUGGCUGAUGGCAUGCUGAUGCUCAACAUCUCAGAACCGUCAUCUAAGUUUAAUCGCAGCUCAAAACAAAAACAACACAAAUGGACAGGGAAGAAGAGUGAAGCUGGGAAAAGGAAGGCUUCAUUCGGAAACUCUGAGGAAGUCUCUCCAAAGCAGAGGAAGUUUAACCCCGGUGGCCAGAACGUCCAGAAAAGUAAAGAAAAUGUGCAUCAGACAACAGUCCCUGCAACAAAGCCAUCAAAACCUAAACCAUCUCCAAAGAAAGUUCAGAGAGAUGGAGAAGAGCACGACAGAACUUUCGCCAAGACGUCAUCUCUCUUCAGGAAUAACCCUGAGAUCCCAGAAAUGCUCAGUCCUGCUGUAACUCAGGUGAAGGAGAAGAUGUUCACUGGUAACACAUUUGAAGAGCUGGACCUGCAUCCUCACUUGGUUGCGACACUCAAUAAAGUGUUAAAUGUGACCAGUAUGACCAGUGUGCAGAAGGAGACCAUCCCAGUGCUCAUGGCAGGAAAAGAUGCUGUGGUUCGAUCACAGACAGGAUCAGGAAAAACUCUGGCUUAUGGGAUUCCUCUGGUUCAGUCCCUACAAGCAGUUCAACCCAAGAUACAGAGAUCAGAUGGGCCGCUGGCGGUAGUGAUCGUACCUACGAGAGAGCUGGCCCAGCAGAGCUUCCAGAUUUUUCAGAAACUUCUAAAGCCCUUCACCUGGAUAGUACCUGGUGUGCUGAUGGGAGGCGAGAAGAGGAAAGCAGAGAAAGCCAGACUGAGGAAGGGAAUAAACAUCCUGAUCUCAACGCCGGGCCGGCUGGUGGACCACAUCAAAAACACUCUCAGUAUUGCCUUCAGUGCUGUACGCUGGCUCGUUCUGGACGAGGCAGACAGGACUUUGGACUUGGGCUUUGAGAAGGAUCUGACUGUAAUACUGAAUGCGCUGAAUGCUGCAGGAACUGCCAGGCAGAACGUGCUGCUGUCUGCCACUCUUACUGAAGGACUGUCCCGAUUAGCCAGUAUAAGUAUGUCGGACCCGGUGUAUAUCCAAAUUUCAGAAGGGGAUGGGAGUUCUAAAUCAGCUAAGCCAUCUUCCACAACUUCAGAGCAGUCUCCUGAUUCUCAGGCUGACCUGCAGGCGGUAACCGACAGCUACGCCAUUCCUGAAAAACUGCAGCAGCAUGUGGUGGUGGUGCCCAGCAAACUGCGCCUUGUCUGCCUCGCUACUUUUAUACUGGCCAAGUGUAAGUUUCAGCAUGGUCAGAAGCUCAUCGUCUUCGUGUCCAGCUGUGAAGUGGUGGAGUUCCUGGUCACAAUCCUUUCCAAAGUUUUGGAAAGCGAACCCGACACCACGUCCAAACGCCAGCAGCCAAUCAACUUUCUCCGGCUUCAUGGUAACAUGCAGCAAGAGGAGCGGAUGGAGGUCUUCCAGGAGUUCUCUCAGAGUAAGGCUGGUGUCCUGCUGUGUACGGACGUGGCAGCUCGCGGGUUGGAUCUUCCCCAGGUCACGUGGAUAGUGCAGUAUAAUCCUCCAACUUCUGCUGCUGAAUAUGUGCACCGCGUGGGCCGCACGGCACGCAUUGGAGCUCAGGGCAAUGGCCUUCUUUUCCUUACACCUUCUGAGACUGCCUAUGUGGAUUCACUGGCCAAUCACAACAUCAGCCUCCACGAGAUGAAGAUGGACGACAUCUUGUCCACUCUGAUGCAGGACGAGCGGUUUAAAGGCAGGGGGAAAUGGGACAGUAAGAAAUCUGCCGCUGCUCGAGAGCAUGAGCUGCGAGUGAGAGCCACAGUUUUACAGACGGAGUUUGAGAACUAUGUUCAUGGCAGUGCAGAGACGGUGCAGGCUGCAAAGAAAGCCCUGCAGUCGUUCGUAAGAGCGUAUACAGCGUAUCCCUCUGCUCUCAAACACAUCUUCCACAUCCGCAACCUCCACCUGGGCCACGCUGCCAAGAGCUUCGGCCUGAGGGACGCGCCCCAGGGCCUGUCUGCUGCCACAGGGAACAGCAAGGAGAAAAAGAAUAAGGGCAAAGCAAAGGACAGUAAGAGACCCUCAAAGACCCUCACGCCGAAGCAACGAGUGGCUAAGCUGAUCCGCUCCGAAUACACCAGCGGCUUAGAUGGAGAGUCCAAGUCCAAAAAGAAGAGGAAAAAGAAGAAGACGAGCGCUGAAGAGACAGAAGGGAAGGAGGGGUGAAGGAGAGCAGCACUGCGCCGGCCUCAGGAACAGAGCAGAGAGCAGUGAAGAAGUGCUGAACUAAAGAGCAGGUGGACUCCUGGCCUUAAGAGUCACAGGUGUUCGAUUCUAAAGCGGACGCUUGUUUUAAUGACCUGUGCACAUUUAUUUUACAGCAUGGUGUCCCGAAUACACCUCAACUACAAACUACAAACAACACAACAUCUGACCCAACCUCAACUGUGUGCAGGAAGGCUGUGUCGGGGCUGUGUGAAACAAAAACGUCUUGAGUGUGUUUGUGUAAAGUUUUUUGCAAACAUGUAUGACUUGUCAAUGCAUGUAAUAAAAGGAAUUGUGAGGAUGGCUUUGUUUGGAUAUUGACAGAAAUAUAAAGAAAUUAAUAAUUAAAUGUGAAAGAUGUUGCUGUUUCUUAAA